Paramisgurnus dabryanus is the source of this 2790-nucleotide messenger RNA. RefSeq names its product TRPM8 channel-associated factor homolog. Gene Ontology annotation, biological process: positive regulation of protein targeting to membrane. NCBI's taxonomy places the organism in Eukaryota, Metazoa, Chordata, Actinopteri, Cypriniformes, Cobitidae. Gene Ontology annotation, cellular component: plasma membrane. Gene Ontology annotation, molecular function: transmembrane transporter binding. The record is from RefSeq and is a predicted model, not a curated record.
UGACCAACUAAAGAUAACUGAAGCAUCAUGGCGCGUGAAGAUGACUACUGCUCCAUCAUGACUGGUCUAAGUGAGCUUGACCUUCAGGGAAAAGCAGUCCCUAGUGAUCUUGUGCUGAUUGGUGCAGAUGCCUUUCCACUUGCCAUGAAUCCAAGAGGUCAAGUUCUGAUUGCUGCAUCUCGUUACGGUCAGGGACGUGUGGUGGUGUUGGGACACGAAGAGUACUUGACCCGUUUCCCCGGCCUGAUAGAGAAUGCCCUGAUGUGGCUCAUGCCAUGUACCGGUGAUGCCAGCAUUGUCGGGAUUCAGAAGAAUUUAGGUCCAGUAGCUAACAACUUUAGCAAUUCGUCUAUCAGCACAGAGCUUGGAGAUUUUCGGGAGGGAUUGGCUGUAUAUAUCACAGAUGCUUACAGCGUUGAUAAUUGUGUAAAGGAUUUGAUUGCUUUUGUCAAAGCUGGUGGUGGUUUAAUUAUUGCUGGCCAAGCAUGGAACUGGGCUAAGGCUAAUCCAAAGGAGGAUGUUUUUCUGAACUUCCCUGGAAACAAGGUGUGCAGCGUCGCAGGAAUUUACUUUUCGGAACACCAGGGAGAACUUGCAGUGAUUCCUGUGCCUUCAAAUAUCCCUUCUAGUUGGCUUGCUGUUUCAAUCGUCAAGGAUUUUAAGAAUGACCUAGAAUUCCUGCUGAAAGGUGUGCCUCAGUUUGACAUCCAAGGCGGGGCUGUGUCUUCUGAGCUGAUGGUGCAUGGACUAUUAGCAUUUCCUAUUGCAGUCACUCCACAGGGAAGAGUAUUCAUUGCCGGCGCAUACUAUGGACAAGGACGGGUAAUUGUGUUAACCCACGAAGGCUUCCUGGGUCGUGAAUCUCUGUCCACCUUCCUGAUUAAUGCAAUCAACUGGCUGGAUGAGGGGCGUAAAGGUGUUAUUGGGAUCAUUCCCAAACUCACAGGAGCCCAAAAGAUCCUCAGCAAAUCCGGUCUGAACUGCCAGUUAACUAACUUCAAAAAAGAUCUCAGUGUCCACGUCUGCACUUCCUACAGUGAUGCAGAGUGUGAAAAGAUCCAAGAAUUUGUGGCAGAAGGUAGUGGCCUUCUGAUCGGAGGUCAUGCCUGGAAUUGGGCCCAGAAAAACCGUGGCCGCAAUGUGAUGACUGAAUACCCAGGAAAUCGCAUUCUUAACAAGAUGGGACUUUGCAUUUUGGGCAGCACUGUGAAUGGAGGAUUAUACAAAUCCCCAGAUAUCAAUCAGGGCUUUAAAGAUGUGUACCACUUUCGUAAAGUACUAAGAGGUUUUGGAAAGCAUGUAACCAAGGGGCAAAAACUUACUCCUCAUGUAGAGGGUUCUCUAAAACAACUUGGCAAUGAUUGUACCAGAUACCUUCGUAUGCGUACACAUGAUUGUGCUUCUUAUAAUUCAAUGGUAACUCAUUUUACCGACAUGGUGAAGGAUAUCGGUGUUCCACAGGUUAGUAGUAAGUGUCCUGUUAAAACUCCCAAAGACUGCCUGAUGCUUCAAAUCGCGACGGAACUUUACAAAACCAUGUCUGACCCUGAUGCCCUCCUGCCACACAUCAUUAAGGAUAUACCUAAAUUCCCCACUGUGACUGAUGCAAGAGUUCGUAUCAAUGCUGACACUGGUGGCGCUGAAGCAUGGAUAAGCACAGGCUUGUAUCUUUCUCCUGGUAUGAGGACACAGAUGGUAAUACCCCCAGAGCUCAUUGGGAAAAACUGGAAGGUCCAGAUCGGAAGCCACACAGAUAACAUUGGGGCUGCAGAUGUUUUGAAACGAGCUCCUGUGGUCUAUGAGCGAUUCUUGUUAGACAAUGAAAAGGUUCAAAUCUGUAAUCUAUGGGGAGGGCUCAUCUACCUAAUUGCACCUCCUAAAACCAAAGUGGAUGGGGUGGAAAUUGUGGUGCAGACUGCAGUAAAGGCUCCAUACUUCAAGUCUGGCUUUAUGCAUGCUGGAUAUCCCAUCAUGAUUCAGUCCGGCUCCACCCAAGGACUGAUAAAUCCAGAAGGUGCCCGUAAAACUGGUUUGUGGGGACAUAUACAUGAGCUUGGUCAUAACCAGCAGCGUGGAGUUUGGGAGUUUCCUCCACACACAACUGAGUGCACCUGCAACCUGUGGUCAGUGUAUGUGCAUGAGGAGGUGCUUGGUGUCAAUAGGGCCACUGCUCACAAAGGCUUGAACCCAGAUAGUCGCCAGGCUCGCGCCAGAGAUUAUGUCAAAGGUGGCAGAGAUUUGAAAAAAUGGACCAUGUGGAUAGCACUGGAGACUUAUAUGCAGCUUCAAGAAAAAUUUGGCUGGGAUGCUUUCAAGAAGGUUUUUGCUGCCUAUCAUGUCAUGACUGAAGUGCCCAAAACCAAUCCAGGCAAGAUGAAUCUGUAUGCUGAGACCUUUUCCAAGGUGGUGAACAUGAAUCUGUCAUCCUUCUUCAAAGCCUGGGGUUGGCCGAUCGAGCCCAGCACUGAACAGAAGAUCUCUCAUCUCCCCGAGUGGAGCGAUCAUCCUAUGAAGCAGUAUGCAUAAGACACCUGACAGAGCUUUAAUAAUUACAAUGUGAAAUCUGAUAAAAUUGAGGUCCAAGAGUAGAUUGAUAUGGGUUACUUGAGAGCUGCAGGGAUGACAAAAUUUCCAUAUGCCAAAUCUGGAGUAGAGUUAUCAUUUUAGCUCUUGCAGUUCUCUUGUCCCAAAGUCAGUGGGUUUUUUGGAUAAACGCCUUAAAUAAGGUCUGUGGUUAACACAAGUUUAAGAUAUAUUUAAGUUUUUUUUUAAACAUAAAACAUACCAGAA